CAGUUUGCGUUCCGCUUGCCGAGAGUAAACUUCUUUAGGAGAAAGCUUACCUCUUGCCAACAACUUCCGGGAUGAAUCGAAGGAUCGCAGUGUUAAUCGUUGGCCUCGCGCUUGUCUCGGUGGUUUGUUCAGAUGAGAUUUUGAAAUGCUACAUGUGUUCUUCCGAAACGCACUCUGGUUGCGACACCGAUCCGAAAGCGCACAACAUCGAACCUGUCGAAUGUACUCUAAACAACAUGGUUUUGUGGCAACAAGCUGUUCAACAGCACAGCGUUUUAAAGCAAAUAUCGAAUAUCUUUGACGUGGACAAUUCGCAACAUUAUCAAGCUACUGCGCCAUUGGCCUGUGCUAAAAUGGCUGUCAAGGUUAGCGAUCGGGACGUCACGGUGAGAAGCUGCCAGACUGCGAAGACAGAGACCAUCGACCCGUGCAAAACGAUACGGGGAAAAUUCGCCAAUGACGGUUUGAACCUGCAAUUUUGCGCACUGUGCAUGCAGGAUGCUUGCAACAGUGCUGUUACAGUUUCACCAAGAAUUUUCCUCGCUCUACUAUCUGUGCUUGGGGUUAGAAUUUUGGGCGGUUUUUACAACGGCGCGUAACCUUUAUGUUGCAUCGAGUUACAGAAUUGAUUGCAGUUGUCAUCGGAGGCGCGUUACAAUCAUUCAUAAUGCAUUGAUAAACUUGGAAACAUGCACACAUAUGUACACAUUGUUCAUUGAUCUACAUCGUUCCACGUGCACGAUUCUUACCGGAUAGAUGAGAAAUUUAACAUUUUCGCAUUGUUGGAUUUCUUACGACGACAAUGAAAUUUCCUUUCUGUACAUUUCUUUACAUUUCAGGCACACAGAACACCAAAGGAUACAUUACUAAGCAUUUAAAACAAAAAAAAUCUAUGCGAAAGAGGAUAAAUUACUCGAAGUAAAUUUGUAGUACUCUGUAAAAGAUCUUUUUUUUAUUAAUUUUUUUUAUCACAUCACGAUAAUUUAUGAUACUGCGCGUUUUUAAAUUUCACUUACGAUCAUUUUUUGUUCAUUUCCUUUUAUAUUCGAACGAAACCAGGAAAUAAUUACAGACAAAAAUGUGGCUUUCUGUCCAAUUUCUAUUCCCGAACUUUUAAGUGUCAGCUGGCUAAUCACAUUUUGUACACCGAGUUCGAAAAAAUUGACACCUGUAGAGUUACCAUUUAACGAAUCCGUGACUAAUCACCGUCGAUAAUCGCGCAUUAUUAUGCAACGAGCAUUGCCUACAUGCGUGUUCACUAUAAAAAUUCACCGUAAAGAUAUUAUAUUUAUCAAAGUGCAUUUGCAAUUAAUGAAUAUUAAU
Molecule: messenger RNA, 1323 nt
Organism: Habropoda laboriosa
Lineage: Eukaryota; Metazoa; Arthropoda; Insecta; Hymenoptera; Apidae
Exons: 3
Coding region: 72-599 (175 amino acids)
Biological process (GO): positive regulation of voltage-gated potassium channel activity; sleep; regulation of synaptic transmission, cholinergic
Source: RefSeq, a predicted model, not a curated record